Messenger RNA from Nerophis ophidion (straightnose pipefish), 2298 nucleotides. Its product is annotated as zinc finger protein OZF-like. The transcript is spliced from 4 exons. The record is from RefSeq and is a predicted model, not a curated record. NCBI's taxonomy places the organism in Eukaryota, Metazoa, Chordata, Actinopteri, Syngnathiformes, Syngnathidae. Gene Ontology annotation, biological process: positive regulation of cytosolic calcium ion concentration; regulation of transcription by RNA polymerase II; inflammatory response. Gene Ontology annotation, cellular component: plasma membrane; nucleus. Gene Ontology annotation, molecular function: DNA-binding transcription factor activity, RNA polymerase II-specific; RNA polymerase II cis-regulatory region sequence-specific DNA binding; complement receptor activity. Bases 298 to 1680 code for a protein of 460 amino acids.
GUAAUGCACCAAAUAGCCGCAAACAAACACGGUGACGAAGCACCGCAUUUAACAACCACAGAAGAAGACCUCAAAACAUGGCGUCUAAAGCAAGUCACAACUGUUCGCUUCUUCUUUAAAAAAAAAAGACCCACACAAAAGCGUAAAAAUACAACAAUUUCGUAAACGCAACCUUCGGUUUUGUCGCUACUUUUAACCUUACGUCCGCCCCGUACACAUUACUGUUGUCUUGUUCGUAAACAAGUCGUGCUUAAAUCAGCUUUCUAGCUAAACGAAGAGGGUAGAAAAAGCGUAAUCAUGUGCAAAGUCCAACAGCUGAGAGCGUUGGUGAAUCAACGGCUAGCUGCUGCCGUUCAGGAAAUAUUUGUAGCGUUCGAAAGAACCCUGGCAGAGUACGACGAGGAACUUUCUCGAACGAAAGAGGAGAUGGAGCGACAGCGCCAACUCCUGGACGCCGUUUUCCAUCCGGAAGUUCGUGUCCAAAACGCAGACGUUCUGCAGAGUCACGAGAUGAUCAGCUCAGUGGUGGAGCCCCCCCACGUGAAAGAGGAAGAGCAGGAAGUCGAUGUGGCAAAGAUCCACGUGAAGCGUGAAGAAGAUGACGGAGCGGAAGUGGAGUGGUCACAGCUUCGUCAAAGUGAGGAGGUAACGAGUUGUCACGGUCCCAUGAUACAUACGGGUGCCUCUGGGACUUUGGCAUUCCUCAACUCCUCCCAGAGCAGCCUGACGACGAAGGCGGGCGGCGGCGGCGGAAACAUGGACAUGCUCUCUAUCGUCCUCUACAUAAUGACCAUCCUGCUCGGCAUCCCAGGAAACGCCAUCGUGAUCUGGGUGGCAGGCAUCAAGCUCAAGCCGAACGUCCUCAACGUGUGGCUGGUCAACCUGGCCAUCGCCGACCAGAUCUUCUGCUUGACCCGGAUCUUCUCGCUGGUGAAGAAGCUCUUCCUGGACCACUGGCCUUUUGGCGUCUUCAUCUGCAAGUUCAACGGCUUCUUCAAGUACGCCAACAUGUUCGGCUCCGUCUUCCUGCUGGCCGUGAUCAGCGUGGACCGGGCGCUCUGCAUCUGGCGGCCGGUCUUCACCAGGCACCACCGCACGCUGUGGGCGGCCAGGGUUGUGGCCGUGUGCGUGUGGGCGGCCGCCGUCGUCUUCAGCUCGCCGUACUUCUUCUACCGCCAGGUCUACCCAGACGGCAAGAACCUGAGCAAGUGUUCGGUGGAGGAGGUGGGGAACAAAGACGCCAGAAUGGUUCUCUAUUUCAUACGCUUCCUGUGUGGCUUCCUGGUGCCCUUCCUGGUUAUCCUCAGCUGUUACUUCUUGGCCGCGCUGGGCCUUCGGCGCACCCGGCUUUCAGGGAAAACCCGUUCCCUGCGCAUACUGGCCAUGCUGGUCACGGCGUUCUUCCUGUGCUGGGCGCCAUACCACUUCCUGCUGCUGAUGAGGAUGAAGGAGAAGUCCAACCCCAUUGUGAAGUUCUGGCUGCCCGCAGCAAAGGCCGUGGCCUACUUCAACAGCUGCGUCAACCCGCUACUCUACUUCUGUGUGGGGCUCAAGACGAGGGGGCGGUCCAGGCAGUCCCUGGAAGGAGUGUACAGGAGCGCGUUGACCGAAGAUGUUGACGGACCGACAGUCCAAUCCAAAGAGGACCAAGUGGAACCGAGAGGCGUGUCCGAAUGCUGAAUACAACACACUUGUAAACAUUUUUAUACAUAACAAUUCUGCCGAACAAGCUAAAAAUAGUCAGAUUGCACAAAAGCAGUAUCACGUUCCUUCGCCAAUUUGAGGUUAACCUAAGGGGGUCUAAACUUUUCUCCAAUGAGGGCCCCACUCUGAAAUAUGAAAGCAAAUGACGGUUAUUUUGAUAUUCUUUAUUUUCUAAACCAUCCAUCCAUCCAUCGAUUUUCUAUCACUUGUCCCUCUCGGGAUCGCGAUUAAAAAAAUAUCAAAAAUUGAUUUUCCAGUAUGUAUAUGAUUAUACAGUAUAUAUAUAUAUAUAUAUAUAUAUAUAUAUAUAUAUAUAUAUAUAUAUACACACAUACAUACCCUUCGAUGAGCUGGCAACCUGUCUAGGGUGUACCCCGCCUUCCGCCCAAUUGUAGCUGAGAUAAGCACCAGCGCCCCCUGCGACCCCAAAGCGAAUAAGCGGUAGAAAAUGGAUGGAUAGAUGAAUAUACAUACAUAUAUAUUAUACAUACAUAUAUAUAUAUAUAUAUUUACAUAUAUAUUAUACAUAUAUACAUACAUAUAUGGAACUAUAUACAUACAUAUAUAUAUAAAUAUAUAAUAUACAUAUAUACA